CAGCCUUAGCCUUUAGUUGGCUUGGAGCAGUGGCAGCGAGAGGUUGUACUGGUCCAGCGCCUCCCCGCGACCGCGUCACACAGCGUCCGGCGGAGCGACUACAUACAGUGUACGGAGCACCACCCAGCAACCGACCCGACCAACCCAACCGGGCGGCCAAACAAGUGCACCCACUCAGGCUCAACGAGGACCGGUCGAGGAGGCGGCUCGGCGCGUGCACCGGACAGCGCACCGGACACCGCACCGGACGGCGUACCGAACAGCGCACCGGACAGCGUGCCGGACAGCGCACCGGACGGCGUACCGGACAGCGUACCGAACAGCGCACCGGACAGCGUGCCGGACAGCGCACCGGACAGCGUACCGGACAGCGUAACGGACAGCGUACCGGACAGCGUACCGGACAGCGUACCGGACGACGUACCGGACAGAGGACACUGACAUCGAGAAGCCAUGGCGCCCCCGGCCAUCAGCAGAGACCCUCCGGACAUUGAGAACCUGCUCCGGCUCAACCCGCGCACCCCGACACACGCCUCCCUGGUGCCGACCAUCAAGACCAAGGCCAACAAGGCGCACUGGAAGCGCAACUCGGAUAAGAAAUGCGAGACAUGCCGGCCGCUGUUCGCGGACUUCGACGACAUCAAGCACACGACGCUGAGCGAGCGCGCCGCGCUGCGGGAGGCGGCCAGGUGCCUCAAGUGCGCCGACGCGCCCUGCCAGAAGAGCUGCCCCACCCAGCUGGACGUCAAGAGCUUCAUCACGUCCAUCUCCAACAAGAACUUCUACGGCGCCGCGGCCGCCAUCUUCUCCGACAACCCGCUGGGCCUGACCUGCGGCAUGGUGUGCCCCACCAGCGACCUGUGCGUGGGCGGCUGCAACCUGCAGGCGGCUGAGGAGGGCCCCAUCAACAUCGGCGGCCUGCAGCAGUUCGCCACGGAGGUGCUGAAGAAGAUGCGGAUCCCCCAGGAGGUGCCGCCCGAGGCCGCCAAGCUGCCCAACUCCGCGGCCAAGAUCGCGCUGCUGGGCUGCGGCCCGGCCUCGCUGUCCUGCGCCACGUUCCUGGGCCGCCUCGGCUACAAGGACAUCACCAUCUUCGAGAAGAGCGACUACGUCGGCGGGCUCAGCUCCUCCGAGAUCCCCCAGUACCGCCUGCCCUACGACGUGGUGCAGUACGAGGUGCAGCUGGUGCGCGACCUGGGCGUCAAGGUGCAGACGGGCCGCGCGCUGUCCGCCAAGGACCUGACGGUGCAGGGGCUGCGCCGGGACGGCUUCGAGGCCGUGUUCGUGGGCAUCGGCAUGCCGCAGGCCAAGCCGACCGGCGUGUUCAAGGGCCUGGGCAAGGAGCAGGGCUACUACACCUCCAAGGACUUCCUGCCCACCGUGGCCCGCGCCAGCAAGAGAGGCAUGUGCUGCAGCAGCAACGCCCUGCCCGCCCUCCACGGCAACGUGCUCGUCCUCGGCGCCGGCGACACGGCCUUCGACUGCGCCACGUCCGCGCUGCGCUGCGGGGCCACCAGGGUGUUCGUGGUCUUCCGCAAGGGCUUCAGGAACAUCCGGGCAGUGCCGGAGGAGGUGGAGCUGGCCGUGGAGGAGAAGUGCGAGUUCCUGCCCUUCAUGAGCCCCAAGAAGGUGGUGCUGAAGGGCGCGUCGGGCCGCAUCGCGGCCGUGGAGUUCGCGCGCACCGAGCAGCUGGCCGACGGCUCCUGGGUGGAGGACGAGGACCAGGCCAUGCGCAUCAAGGCGGACUUCGUCAUCUCGGCCUUCGGGUCGGGGCUCUACGACGAGGACGUGCGCGCCGCGCUCGCGCCGCUGCGCCUCAACAAGGACGGCACGCCGGAGGUGGACGUCAACACCAUGGCGUCGUCCGAGCCGGGCGUCUUCUGCGGCGGCGACAUCGCGGGGCUCUCCGAGACCACCGUGGAGUCGGUCAACGACGGCAAGACGGCCGCCUGGUACAUCCACAAGUACAUCCAGGAGAGCCACGGCGGCAGCGUGCCCAGCGAGCCGCGCCUGCCGCGCUUCUACUCCGCGGUGGACCGCGUGGACCUGAGCGUCACCAUGUGCGGCGUGCGCUUCCCCAAUCCGUUCGGCCUGGCCUCCGCGCCGCCCACCACGUCGUCCGCCAUGAUCCGCCGCGCCUUCGAGGCUGGCUGGGGCUUCGCCGUGACCAAGACGUUCGCGCUGGACAAGGACAUCGUGACCAACGUGUCGCCGCGCAUCGUCAAGGGCACCACCUCGCGCCACCACUUCGGCCCCGAGCAGGGCUCCUUCCUCAAUAUCGAGCUCAUCUCGGAGAAGUGCCAGGACUACUGGCUCACCAGCAUCAAGGAGCUCAAGCGGGACUUCCCUGAGAACGUGCUCGUGGCCAGCAUCAUGUGCUCCUACAACCAGGAGGACUGGGUCAAGCUGAGCAGCCUGGCCGAGGGCGCCGGCGCGGACAUGCUGGAGCUCAACCUGUCCUGCCCCCACGGCAUGGGCGAGUCCGGGAUGGGGCUGGCCUGCGGACAGAAACCGGAACUGGUGCGCGACAUCUCUCGCUGGGUGAGCAGCACCGUCAAGAUCCCCGUGUUCAUCAAGCUCACCCCCAACAUCACGGACAUCGUCACCAUCGCCAAGGCUGCUAAGGAGGGCGGCGCUAGCGGCGUGUCCGCCAUCAACACGGUGUCGGGCUUGAUGAGCCUCAGCGCGAGCGGCACCCCCUGGCCGGCAGUGGGCCCCCGCAGCCCCGGCGCCGCGCUGCGCACCACGUACGGCGGCGUGUCCGGCAACGCCACCAGGCCGAUGGGGCUGCGCGCCGUGUCCGCCAUCGCCAGGGAGCUGCCCGGCUUCCCCAUCAUGGGCAUCGGCGGCGUGGACUCGGCCGACGUGGCGCUGCAGUUCCUGCAGGCCGGCGCCACCACCCUGCAGGUGUGCAGCGCGGUGCAGAACCAAGACUUCACGCUCGUGGACGACUACAAGACGGGGCUGCAGGCGCUGCUGCACCUCCGGACGCUGGACCUGGAGGCGGGCUGGGACGGCCAGAGCCCGCCGCGCGCCAAGCUGUACAAGGGCAAGCCCGUCGUGCCCGUCGCGGCCGCGGACUCCGGCAAGAAGCUGCCCCGGUUCGGGCCGUUCGAGGCGGAGCGCCAGUCCGCCGUGGCGGAGGCUAACAGUGCCUCGGCCAAGGGCGGCGCCAACGACGCCCCCGCCGCCCCCGCCCCGCCACUCCGCCCCCGCGGCCCCGCCCCCAAGGUGAAGGACGUCGUCGGCGCGGCCGUCGCCAACAUCGGCUCCUACAAGAGUCUGGACAACACGGCGCAGGUGGUCGCGCUGGUCGACGAGGUGCGUUUGGACGACGGCGACUCUCUCUCUCUCUCUCUAGUUAAAGUUCCAGCCAGCGUAAGUAACUGUUGCCGUGGUUUGUCUCUAUACCAGGACACGUGCAUCAACUGCGGCAAGUGCUACAUGGCGUGCAACGACUCCGGCUACCAGGCCAUCCACUUCGACCCCGUCACCCACCUGCCCAAGGUCAACGACGACUGCACCGGCUGCACCCUCUGCGUGUCCGUGUGCCCCAUCAUCGACUGCAUCGAAAUGGUUCCAAAAACCAUACCCCAUGUAGUGAAGAGAGGCUACCCGUCAGGUAAGGACACUCCAAAAGCGAUCACCAUCAGUGAGUGCCAAUGACAAGAGGAGCUGCUGAGGCAAUGAAAAUAGUUUUCUGCCAAGUUUGCAUGAUAUUAAGAUUUAUUUGAUUAAGCAAUUGUGAUGUCUGUGAAAGUGCACAAUGGGUUAAUGUUCUAAAUAAAGAAAACUUGUACAUAGUA
Molecule: messenger RNA, 3806 nt
Organism: Thrips palmi
Lineage: Eukaryota; Metazoa; Arthropoda; Insecta; Thysanoptera; Thripidae
Gene: su(r)
Product: dihydropyrimidine dehydrogenase [NADP(+)]
Exons: 18
Coding region: 454-3666 (1070 amino acids)
Biological process (GO): thymine catabolic process; uracil catabolic process; 'de novo' pyrimidine nucleobase biosynthetic process
Cellular component (GO): cytoplasm; cytosol
Molecular function (GO): iron-sulfur cluster binding; uracil binding; NADP binding
Source: RefSeq, a predicted model, not a curated record